This is a messenger RNA of Styela clava, 1430 nucleotides long. NCBI's taxonomy places the organism in Eukaryota, Metazoa, Chordata, Ascidiacea, Stolidobranchia, Styelidae. The record is from RefSeq and is a predicted model, not a curated record.
CACAACAUCAAUUAGCGAUAUCAAUGAUACAAGACUCGGAGGCAUUUCACUACAAACUUAAUGAACAACAGAUUCAAUUAAAUCAAACCAGUGAAGAUGUUUCAAGUCUGAAUCGUUCACACCAACAAUUGAAUAUAUUGGCGAUACAAAAACUUUUCCCGAAGGAUUGCAAAAAUGCAAAACGUAGCUAUGCAAAAAGUCAAAACACCACCGGUGGAGUCUUUAAAAUAUAUCCGGAAUCAGGAGUCAAACCUGUCGAAGUUUACUGCGAUCUCGAGACCGAUGGAGGCGGGUGGAUCGUCUUUCAAAGGCGAAUGGAUGGAACAGAAGAUUUUUACAGAGGGUGGGACGACUAUGUCAAUGGAUUCGGAGAAAAAGAUAAAGAAAUGUGGUUAGGCUUGGAAACAAUCCAUCAGCUGACUAAAAACGGAAGUUACGAACUAAGAGUCGAUUUGGAAGAUUUUGUUGGAAACACUUCUUAUGCUAAAUUUGGCGCGUUUUCUAUCGCAUCUGCAAGCGAUAACUAUCGGUUGAUAGUUGGAGAGUAUAAUGGAACAGCUGGAGAUUCAUUGACGCCUCAUACCAAUAUGCAGUUUUCCACAAAAGAUUCUGAUAAUGAUAGAUGGUGCUGUUCCGGCAGCUGCGCACAGAUGUACAAAGGAGCCUGGUGGUACAGAACUUGCUAUUACUCAAAUCUGAACGGCAUCUAUUACCAGAAUGGGGACAGAUCGGUUACUUGGAAUAGCUUCAAGAAUGGUAAAUCCCUGAAGUUCACGGAGAUGAAGUUCAGGGAGAAAACGUAAUUCAGCCAAUAAUUAUUGCCGCAUAGAAAUAUUUCAAUGUUUCUUGUCAUUGCAACAUUUUAAACAUCAAAUGGCAUUUGGACUGCAAUGGUAUCUCGCAUAAAAACGACAUUCUUUGGAAAAUUUGACAUUUUCGUUUCCCAUGUAAAUUAAUUUCUUCAUUUACAUAAUGAUCGCAUCCAUUUAUACCUAACUUUUCACUGUUGAAACGAUAAGAACUGCACUCAUUGAAUAUGCAAAAAUGAAGCUUUGUUGAAACUUUAUAGAAAGCACUGUCUGAGAUAUUAGGUAACAUAACUUCACUCGAUACCUGUGCUAGAGAAAAUUUCCUUAUUCAGCGCAAUCUACCUUUGUUCUGUAUUUCAUAUUUGUAUCUACUGCUAUAUUUAAAACUCCACAUGCUAAUGUGAGUCAUUGUUGCAUUAGAUCAAACUUUCUAUUAUAUUUUCUGCUACCCUUUUUUAUUAGGAAAUUCUUCAUUGAGACAAACAGCUAUGAAUAAUAUACUUUAAAUAUUGCAUUGAAUAUCGUUGUUUUCUUUGUAUUAAGUUUUAUUCAUUGACCAACGAAACUUAAUAAAUCUCACAUUCCAUGAUAAACAAUAUGAUAUUAUUGCCGUCACAUAGU